Brienomyrus brachyistius is the source of this 1273-nucleotide messenger RNA. It is a transcript of the gene tmem183a, whose product is annotated as transmembrane protein 183A. The transcript is spliced from 8 exons. Gene Ontology annotation, molecular function: protein binding. The coding region runs from base 129 to 1229 and encodes 366 amino acids. Gene Ontology annotation, biological process: regulation of protein stability. Gene Ontology annotation, cellular component: SCF ubiquitin ligase complex. NCBI's taxonomy places the organism in Eukaryota, Metazoa, Chordata, Actinopteri, Osteoglossiformes, Mormyridae. The record is from RefSeq and is a predicted model, not a curated record.
CAGUUCCAUGAUGGCUGAAGAUCCCGGAGGAGCCUAUUUCAAUCUCUCAUUUAUUUCCUUUCGUUUCAGCUUAUCUCUGCUUGUCUUUGAGACAUGGCAGGAACCGCGGUCACGAUAAGCGGACGUAGAUGCCCACUGCCGUCAUGCCCAAGAAAGGGAACCGAAAACGGCUGAAAUUCAGACCCGACGAUGUUUGUUCGGAAUCAGUUACUGUGGCCGACUAUGCCAAUUCCGACCCAGCCAUUGUAAAGUCCGGAAGAGUGAAAAAAGCUGUUGCUAACGCAAUUGAAAAAGAAGUGAAAUUGCUUUGUGGGCUUGAAGCAUCCCAGGGCCCCGUGCGUGAGGUGUUAUCAUCCGUGGUCAGUGUCAGCUGCCAGCCCUGUGAUAGCAGUGAGGAGGCGGAGCCAGAGGAUGGGGCCGGCGACGUUAAGAGGACGCGCAAAAAGAAGAACAAGAGACUGAAAGGCAACCAGCGAUGUGGCGAAGGACGAGAGUAUCCCAUCGACAUCUGGCUGAUACUGGCAUCGUACAUCCGUCCAGAGGAUAUCUGCACUUUUGCUUUGAUCUGCAAGAAUGCUUGGACUGUGACCUGCACUGCUGCCUUCUGGACCAGAUUAUACAGGAGGCACUACACCCUGGAUGUGCAGCUGCCCUCCCGCCUGCAGCCAGACUCCAUUGGGAGGAUGCGCUGCCUCCGUGCUUGCGUGAUCCGCUCCCUUUUCCACAUGUAUGAGCCCUUCAGCUCCCGCGUGUCUUCCUGCCCCUCCCUCCCUGAGUCCACCCCCACCACACUCCUCAAUUCCAAGUGUUUACUGUUUUGGAUCAAGAAGAUUGUUGGAAAUAGACCAGAGCCAAUGUGGGAAUUUAAUUUCAAGUUUCAGAAAAAGCCUACCAAGUGUAAGAAUGGCUGUGGGUCGGUGCUUCCGCUGCCCAGGCAGUACGCAGAGGUCCACGCCAACCCAGACUCGGACUGCUACCUCCUGCAAGUCACCACGCUCAACUUCAUUUUCACCUCUGUUGUCAUGGGCAUGACACUCUCCCUGUUCACGAUCAACGUGAGCACGGACAUGAGGCACCACCGCGUGCGCCUGGUCUUCCAGGACUCCCCUGUCCUCCAAGGGAAGAAGCUGCGUGGGGAGCAGGGUGUCCAGGUGGUGCUGGACCCGGUGCACAGUGUGCGUCUCAUCGACUGGUGGCACCCACAAUACCCCACCUCCGCAAGCACCUAAGCCCCCAUCCUCCCUUCUGCCAGUUUUACACCACCCUCCUCCCC